Messenger RNA from Nasonia vitripennis (jewel wasp), 1104 nucleotides. RefSeq lists its product as uncharacterized. Bases 215 to 634 code for a protein of 139 amino acids. Lineage: Eukaryota; Metazoa; Arthropoda; Insecta; Hymenoptera; Pteromalidae. The transcript is spliced from 6 exons. The record is from RefSeq and is a predicted model, not a curated record.
AGCUUCAACUGCUGCCAACCGUAUAGUUUCAGUCAAUGAAAUGACGUAAGAGUAAGACGUAAUAUAACAACAACGAUCAGCUGUGGGCUGUGCCAGCUGACAAUCUGCGCCAAUCACAGACGCGCGUGUGAGUCUGGUGAACCGGCAACAAAAACAUCAACAUUAAGAAACAUCAAGCUUUUAUAAUUGUAAAGGUUAUAAAUAUUGUUGGACAAUGAUGGCGUGUGCUAAUCAAAUGCAUGAGACGAUUUUUCUUACGCAGACCGAAUCCGACGAUGAAGAAAUCGAUGUCAUUACCGUCGACGUCCACGAAAAGGCUCUUUCACAAGAUUUGAAAUGCGAUUUGUUGAGCAAAAUAGAAUUCAAAAUCGACUCGGAUUCUGAUGAGUUUAUAGACGUCGUAACCGUCUCCCCAGCCGAACAUACAAGUUCAAAAGUACAAUUAAACAAAAGUUCAGUUAGUAAAUCUCGUCCCACGUCGUCCCAGGCGACCGCCAAUGGCUUGUCGAAAACAAAAAUAAAUAAUAACUCGGAAGAGAAAUGUUUUACAAUGAAAACUUCAAAAAGGACGAUAGAUCAAUUAGAUAAUAAUUGGGAUGAUGAAAUUCUGAUGAUGUAUAGUUCAAAAAGAUAAAAGACGUUCACAAAGGCAGUGAUCCGGAAACGCAAAAAAAUAGUUCAAUGUUCCAAAAAACUUUGAUGAAAUGCGGCCAAGUUACCCAUGUUCACACUAGUCUCGCUGAGAAACGCAUAGAACCGAAAAGUGAAAAAAAUUCUAAAGGUUUAGUCGGUACAAUUGAUGCUACAAAGUUAAAAUCGUCUGUAAAAAUAAUUCUGUCAAAAACCGAUGUGCGUAGUAAUAUUGGCUCAGGCAAAGUCAAGUCGACGAAAAAAAACUUGAGAAAAUCUGUAUCGCAAACCUCAACAUCUAAGUCUAGAUCGGUGGUGGAUAAAAGAAGUAGAAGAAUUAAUAACCAUGAAACAGAAAGUGUUGGGAAUAGAGCAGCACUUGAUAACAAAGACAAAGAAUAGGCGCUGUUGAAACCUAAACGAAAGUGUACGCAAAAAUCUUUUAAGUACAAUUAGAAAGAAUAAUUGAUGAAA